Bombus huntii is the source of this 3958-nucleotide messenger RNA. RefSeq lists its product as uncharacterized. Lineage: Eukaryota; Metazoa; Arthropoda; Insecta; Hymenoptera; Apidae. The record is from RefSeq and is a predicted model, not a curated record. Bases 2663 to 3883 code for a protein of 406 amino acids. Gene Ontology annotation, biological process: sensory perception of smell; detection of chemical stimulus involved in sensory perception of smell. Gene Ontology annotation, molecular function: odorant binding; olfactory receptor activity. Gene Ontology annotation, cellular component: plasma membrane. The transcript has 5 exons.
UGAACUAUGAAUCUACGAACUUUUUAGGUCUGUAUCCUCGUUGAUUAUAUCAUUUUUUGCUUUUUUUUUCUAUACAGAAAUGCGUAUAUAUGAAUAUUUAGCGAUUUAAAUAGAAAAUCUUUCACAAAUAUGAAAAAUAUAAUUCUAGAACUAACGUAUAACUGAUGUAUUAAAUUCUUACACGAUGUAUUUGCAUUUCAAUUGAUUAAUAUAGUUUCAUUACCUUUCAAAUACUUUUCGCGGGAUUUUUAUAAUGAAUAUUUUCCUCCUUGGUCAACGCAAUCAAAUAAUCGAAUUUGUGUUAUACAUAUAAAAAAACAAACAGUCCAUUAAGAGCCAUCGUAUGCUCGUGAGAAUAUCUAGUACGUGCUAUGGCGAUAAUGUGUGGCGCUUCUUAGUUUCUAGUUUUACCUAUAUACAACAGAAAGUACCCUAAGAAACAUGACAAGUUUUCACGAAUGGAAAUUCAUCCCCUAGAAAGUGAUUUCUUCGACCUGCUGCAAAAUAGGCAGCAUAUUCGCUGACACUAAAAAAAAAAUCAAUUAAUCCAUGACCCUCAACAUCAUGAAUUCUGUGGUACUAAAAUCGUAACUAACGCGUGAAGUAUUACAUGCAGUACAAGCAAGAACUCCGAAGGGUUCGAACCCUUUGAAGGGUAACAGGUGCACCAUGGCGACGAGCGGUCGAAAAGAAACUCGCACACGUGCCAUUUUACCAUAGCAUUAAACUUGAAACUUGAGGGUUUCAGUCGACAAACGAUCUCCGCGAAGUAAUCAUGGUAGACUUGUCUAGUGAACCACCGAUAUUUAACACUUUUUACCCUCGUGAUAUCGAAUAUACUAUCCAAGUGUACGACGCCGGCAGCUCGAAGACGAGGAUCAAGACUAUUGGUCCGUUGCAUAAAACACACGGAACUUGACUAGCAGGUCGUUAAAAAUGCCAGCGAUCGCGAAUUGAUGUUGAAAAACGCGAGAAUCGGACGUUCCAUUGUUUUCGUAGCUGCAUUGUGCACGUAUAGUGGCGUUCUGAUCUGUAAUGUAACUGAAGCCUUUAAGAAGAUUGUGUUUCAUGUGGCGAAUGACAGUUAUUUCAUGUGUUCGUUACCUUGUCCGAUUUAGACAAAUCUGUUGGACGUUAGAUUCAGCCCGACGAAUGACAUCGUGCUCAUUGUACAGACUCUUUCUGGGAUCAUCGUGAUGUGGAAGCUUAUUGCUUGGUCGCUAUCCUAGCGAUUCAUACAAAUGGUCCAUUGAACGUGGUGAUGGCCAGGUUCGAUAGUUUGGUGGAUACGAAGGUCAAGGAGGAAUAGAAAGAAGAGAAAGGAAUUAUUGUGGAGCAUCACCUGCACACAUUAAGGUAUUUACUGGUUAUUGUAUUGUUAUUUAUACACACGUAUAUGUCUCGUUAGUUGAGACAGAUUAUUUGACGACAUUAGUGAGAAUAUGUUGAUUAUUCACCUUCUCGCUGAUUAUUAUUUGUACUUGAGCCAGAUAUCCUUUUAAGAUAAGUGCAAGCUAUUGUAUUGUACGUUGUACGUCGAAUAUGUGUUUCAAAAUAGAAACAAAAUAAUUUAUAUGUUGAAAAUGUUUCAACAAUAUCUUCUGGUGUCUUCUCUGCGUAAUUUCUCGGCAAAAAUCGAUACUGGAAUUGCAUAUGCUAUCGUGUAUACGUCCAUGGUGUUUAAUAUUGUCUCUCUACUACUCCGGAAAUUGUAAUUCCUCACGAUCGCAUGCCGAUUCGCUCAACGAAUUCUUACCUCUUGUUUCUAUCAGGAACGGUUACUACAGAACGUAAAGUAUCAAAUCGUUAACUAGAAUAUUUCACGCGAAAUAUUUUAUCGUACCAAGUAAAAAUCGGUCUCGAGUAUUUGAAUUUAUUACGAUAAAUGAUGUGAUUAAAUACGUUUCUAAGGAAUGAAUUUGUUAGUUGUACAAUUCUUUGUAAAUGCUGUUGCAGAAUUUGAAAUACAAAUAAUGGUAAUACGUAAUGAUCUAACAAAUAUAAUAAUCUAUUUUAAAACCUAUGAUAAACGAUUGUCAAUCUAAUAGAUCUAGUUAAGAACAAGAUCACUUACGAACUAAAACAUUGAUGGAGCGGUAAACCGAAGAAUCGUACAUUAUAGUUAUACUCUUCUAUUGUUUCAUGUUUUUAUAAAAAGCAAUUCUAUCGAAAUCGUUCAUUGCAAACAUUACGAUUAUAAAUAACGUGUUCCAUGUGAUUAUAAAUAACGUCUUCGUAACACUAUUCCAUAAUGUACAAAUGCUGUUUUAUAAUUGACAUUUGUCAAUAUCGACAGAAAAACGAAAAUUAUUAUAUCAUUUAUCACGAAAUUCAACAAUUCACAAGCACAAAUUAAAACAGCUAUAACUUCCAAGCACCUAACAUACGUACGGAUGACUAGCCACUUCUUAUUAAAAAUUUUACAACAUAUACAGUUAACGUAGGGAGGGAUAUGAAUCAUUGCACUCACGCCAUCCACUUCACAGCAUUGCAACUAACAAUUUCCAAGCGAGUAUAAUUUUCAACUUUUCUAAAACAAGUUCUACCGACCAGACGAAUCGAUCGGUAGAACAAGUACCUAAAAAACACGCGCAAGCGUUGCGCUGCUCCAUGCAUCUCCCACUGACGCGCGGCUGCAUUCUAAUAACAACUUCACUCCGCGAUGUCGAACGAAGCAGUGAUCAUCGAAGCUGAUAGCAACAGCAACAGCGACUACUGUCUUCAAUUAAAUCGAUGGUUCUUGAAACCGAUCGGUGCAUGGCCAUCGUCUCCAUCCACCACAAGACUGGAGAAGAUCGUUUCAUUUAUUUUAAACAUCGUUUGCUUCACCUCCGUAAUCAUCACUGCGAUUCCCAGUGUAUUGCUACUCAUUCUAGAAGACGAGAGCAUUAACUUGAAAUUGAAAACCCUGGAUUUUUUGAGUCAUUUGUUCGUCAGCAGCUUUAAUUAUAGUACCUUGUUAUUACACAGCAAAGACAUACGACAAUGCGUAGAACACAUAGAGGCUGACUGGCGAUCAGUGACUAGGGAGGAGGAUCAACACGUAAUGAUGAAAAACGGAAAAUUCGGUCGCUAUGUAGCUGCUUCGUGCGCUAUUUUCAUGCAGGGUGGCAUUUUGUGCUUUUGUUUCGUGACAGCGUUAACUACGGUCGAGAUUCAGAUUGGAAACGACACAAGAGUCUUACGCUUGCUGCCUUGUGCAGUAUACAAGAAGUUGGUGAACGUCGAUGAAAGUCCAGCAAACGAAAUCAUGCUUUCCCUGCAAAUUUGGUCUGCUCUUAUCGCGAACUCCAGUACAGUUGGAAUUUUUAGUCUCGCAGCUGUACUAGCUGCUCACGCGUGUGGUCAACUGGACGUGAUUAUGGCGUGGAUUACCGAAUUUGUUAAGGAAACAAGAAAACAGAAGGGAACUAGCAGUUUUCAGGAAAUUGGAGUAAUCGUGGAGCGACACCUGAGGACGUUGAAUUUCAUAUCGUGUAUCGAGGUUGUGAUGAACAAAAUAUAUUUAUUGGAGAUGUUGAGAUGUACGAUGAACAUAUGUCUAAUUGCCUACUACAUUCUAACGGAAUGGGAUGAGCAUGAUAUUCGAAAUUUGACAUCGUAUUUUAUGAUGUUCGUUUCAAUCUGUUUUAACAUUUUCGUAAUAUGUUACAUCGGUGAAAUAUUAACGGAACAGAGCAAGAAAAUUGGUGAUGCCGUUUACUUGACAAACUGGUAUUAUUUACCCAAUAAAGAAAUCCGCAACUUAAUUUUGAUCAUCGUGCGAUCGACUAUGGUCGUUCAACUGACUGCAGGGAAAAUGAUUCAUAUGACAAUUAGUACGUUUGGCAAUGUGGUAAAGACAGGUUUCGCAUAUUUGAAUCUAUUGCAGCAAAUAAUGUAAUAAAAUGGUAUCUCGGAAAAAUGUUAUUGGGGGAGUUAAAGCAUAAUAAUAAUUAGGCGGUUGAAAUAAUCUUAU